Messenger RNA from Pyricularia pennisetigena, 1068 nucleotides. RefSeq lists its product as uncharacterized. Lineage: Eukaryota; Fungi; Ascomycota; Sordariomycetes; Magnaporthales; Pyriculariaceae. The record is from RefSeq and is a predicted model, not a curated record. The transcript is spliced from 2 exons. Gene Ontology annotation, cellular component: cytoplasm; ubiquitin ligase complex. Gene Ontology annotation, molecular function: ubiquitin protein ligase activity; ubiquitin conjugating enzyme binding; zinc ion binding. Bases 1 to 1068 code for a protein of 355 amino acids. Gene Ontology annotation, biological process: protein polyubiquitination; ubiquitin-dependent protein catabolic process; positive regulation of proteasomal ubiquitin-dependent protein catabolic process.
AUGGACUCUGCUUCCCUCUCCCUGGCCAUCCAGCUGAUGCUGGAAGACUUGGACGCCCUAAAGUCCGGAAUAAAGGGCAAGGGCCGGGAAGACGACGGGCCCCCUGAUAUUGCCAUCGACACGGAGUUCUUACGAAAGGAACUCGCAACACAAGCAGUUCUUGCGUCCGAUCGAAACAUGUGCGAAAGUAUUGCUGAGGCCGUGACCAAAGAUGCUGACACAAUCAGGUACCUCGACCCAGAGCAGGCACAAAGGGAUGCUCAGCUCGACGACGAGCUCGUCGACAAGCUGAAGCUCCUCUACGUCACCGACCGGGAAGAGCCAGUGGAAGAUAACCAAGACCAGGACCAUGAGCUCCCUGAGGCGGAAUCUUCCUUGUGGGGCACUCGCCGCGUUGUUAAGCGGCGCCCAAGGAGGAAUUGCACCGGUUGCGGCGACGAGUUUGACUUUAUCAAUGUGGCGCGCUGUCCCUGCUCCCACAAAUACUGCCGAGGGUGUCUGAACUCUCUCUUCCAAGCCUCAACUCUUGACGAGUCUCUGUACCCCCCGCGCUGCUGCCAGCAGCGCAUACCCCUAGAUCAGAAUCGCAUCUUUCUGACCCCGGACCUGGUAGGCCGGUUCAAGGCCAAGGAGAUGGAGCUGGAGACUUCCAGAAAGGUGUACUGCCACGACCCAAAGUGCUCCACGUUUGUGCCGCCAAAGUUUGUCAACGAGGUCAAAAAAACGGCUGUCUGUAUCAAGUGCAACAAGAGGACCUGCACGACAUGCAAGGGGGCGGCGCAUACCGGGGAUUGCCCCCAGGAUUCCGGCGUCCAUCAGGUGCUGGAACUAGCGGCCCAGGAGGGCUGGCAGCGGUGCUACAACUGCUUCCGGAUCCAUGUCGUUGUCGAGCACAAUUUUGCUAUCUUUGCGGUGAGCGGUGGAAGACUUGCACUUGUCAACAAUGGGACGAGCGUCGCCUGUAUAGUCGCGCUGCAAACGUCAUCGCCAGAGACCCACAGGUCCGACUUUUGGACCCUCUGGCGCGUCAGGAACGGAUGCGAGAAGCCGCUGCUCAUCUCAGGGUGA